CAAAGUCCCUCUAUUUAUACCAUUCAGAGCCCCUUUCUUUGCCGAUCGCUAGGGUUUGGUUCAAAGUUGAAAUCUUUUGCUAGGGGUUUGUUGGAGUUUCGUUUGAGGAUUCGAGAAGAUGAGGACUGUGUUUUGUGGGAACUUCGAUUUUGACACUCGCCAUGCGGAUCUGGAAAAGCUGUUCUCCAGAUAUGGGAGGGUCAGCCGCGUCGACAUGAAAUCUGGGUUUGCGUUUAUAUAUUUUGAGGACGAACGUGAUGCUGAAGAUGCCAUAAGGGCUCUUGAUGGUGCACCAUUUGGUGAAGGCAGGCGCAGGCUGUCGGUUGAAUGGUCAAAGGGUGAACGUGGUGGACCCCGACAUCGUGAUGGUUCUCGGUCAAAUGCAGGUGGGCGACCAACAAAAACAUUGUUCGUCAUAAACUUUGACCAGCACCAGACAAGAACUCGUGACAUAGAGAGGCACUUUGAACCUUAUGGAAAGAUAUUAAAUGUUCGUAUUAGACGGAACUUUGCCUUUGUCCAAUUCGAAACGCAGGAAGAAGCCACUAAAGCACUGAAGUACACACAUAUGAGUCAGCUGUUGGACAGGGUGGUCUCAGUUGAGUAUGCUUUAAGGGAUGAUGAUGAACGUGACGACAGGCAUGGUGACAGGCGUGAGAGCCCUAGAAGAGGGGGAGAUUAUGGAAGGCGUCCUAGUCCUUAUGGUCGCUCCCCAAGUCCAGUGUACCGGAGAGGCCGUCCCAGUCCUGAUUAUGGCCGAGCCCGAAGUCCAGUUUAUGGCCGAUACGAUAAUCCUCCUGCUUUCGACAACCGAAGUCCUGACUAUGAUCAUUACCCAAGUCGAUCUCCGGUGCGAAGGUCCAGGACCUAAAAGAGAGAAAAAUUUGCAGGCAGACUUGCUGGGAAGUGAGGCUUCAACUUGGUUUUUAAGUAGUUCAAUCAAUGUUUUUGGAUACUUAGAUCAUCACCCUGUUAAAUGUGCCUUUCUAUGUUUCUCUGGUUGGUUGUUUUAAUGUUCUAGCUGCAAUUGGUGAGAUACUUUUGGUGUUUUAAACUUUUAAAGCUGGUGGUGGUUCUGUACAGUAUGCUAAAGUCAACCUGAAGUUUCUGCUUUGUUUCUGCCUUA
This is a messenger RNA of Dioscorea cayenensis subsp. rotundata (Guinea yam), 1126 nucleotides long. RefSeq names its product serine/arginine-rich splicing factor RS31. Gene Ontology annotation, cellular component: nuclear speck. Gene Ontology annotation, biological process: mRNA splicing, via spliceosome. NCBI's taxonomy places the organism in Eukaryota, Viridiplantae, Streptophyta, Magnoliopsida, Dioscoreales, Dioscoreaceae. Gene Ontology annotation, molecular function: RNA binding. The record is from RefSeq and is a predicted model, not a curated record. Bases 119 to 871 code for a protein of 250 amino acids. The transcript is spliced from 6 exons.